AUGAGUCGUCACUGGAACUCUUGGGUGUUCCAGAACCCUUGCUUCUUGACCAUUUUUACUCCUCAGGAAUUAGACCAGGUUACCUGCAUGAUGGAAUAUCUCUUUGCCUGUGAGCUGGGGAGUCGGGAGGCAUCAGUCUUCUUGGUCCUCAGCUGGGUUGCAUCAUGGACUGAAAGCCCUACAAAAGUUCAGGUAUACGUGAGCGUCUUGCAGAUGGCUAGCACACUCGCUCGCAGCCCAAGAUUUGAACAGUUGUCUCAGAUGCGCGAGGACGCGGAGAAAGACCGGAUUCGUCGUACGGCUAUCCGUAAUUGUACAACGUACGACACGGGCGAGCCGCAAGUGAGCGAAGCACACUUGUUGCGCCGUGCUCGUGUGCGUGUAUCGGUAUUCGUAGCCAAUGAAGGGAGAGCACUUGAAGAUUCGGACGGAUUGUCUCGACUCCAGGCCGACCGAGGGGAAGGUGAUGUUUGA
Molecule: messenger RNA, 474 nt
Organism: Colletotrichum acutatum
Lineage: Eukaryota; Fungi; Ascomycota; Sordariomycetes; Glomerellales; Glomerellaceae
Exons: 4
Coding region: 1-474 (157 amino acids)
Source: RefSeq, a predicted model, not a curated record